Exaiptasia diaphana is the source of this 6362-nucleotide messenger RNA. RefSeq lists its product as uncharacterized. NCBI's taxonomy places the organism in Eukaryota, Metazoa, Cnidaria, Anthozoa, Actiniaria, Aiptasiidae. Gene Ontology annotation, cellular component: cytoskeleton. Gene Ontology annotation, molecular function: protein binding. The transcript has 17 exons. The coding region runs from base 282 to 5642 and encodes 1786 amino acids. The record is from RefSeq and is a predicted model, not a curated record.
UGCUUCUCUGCAGGUUGAUUCAAUGAARUUGGACGUUUGUCUAACGAUUCCUUAAAUAUUACUGAACCUUUACAGAAGAAUAUGAUUGGAAAAUGAUCACACGCCUUUGCUCAACGAUAAUGGCUAACAUUCCGACCCAUUAUGUAUAGAUUCUUUCUGGGUUGAGCGGUUCUUGAGUACUGUACUUACUGUAGKGGAUAGCAUGCUGGUAGAGAUGGUAGUUGUACAACAUUUAUUUAUACCAAGGARCAAGAUUUGUUCGAUUUUGUUGGAUUUAACCGAUGGAGAACGGAAAUGAGAAGCCAAACACUGGACUCGUUAACGAGACUAGUUUAAAUGGCAGUAAAYACCAAGGAACUUGGAGAAUUGUUUGUGGUGGUGAUCAGAGGUUCUUUUUUGUAAAUUCAGAGAGUGGCAAAUCACAGUGGCUACCACCAGCAGACCUUUGGUCUAGUGAACUAGGUUUACCAUAUGGAUGGGAAACUGGAAUAAGUGGCAAUAACAUCAAAUAUUAUAUCAAUCAUGUCGAAAAGACAACGACAUUGGAAGAUCCUCGUUCCGAGGCUGACCAGGCAAUUCAAAUGCGAAUGGCUGCCCAGCGUUCAAGAAAGGUACAGAUUACUAGAGAUCCUGCGAUGGGUUUUGGGUUCGUUGCUGGCAGCGAAAAACCUGUUGUUAUUCGUUCUGUGAUUCCGGAUGGUCCAUCGAAUGGAAAACUAUAUUCCAAUGACCAGAUACUUAGAGUAAAUGGCGAAGAUGUYAGUGAUGUCCCUCAAGAACGAGUUAUCAAUCUUAUCAAGUCGUGCACCAAUAGUCUGGAAAUGCAUGUGGUUUCUAGUGAAGAUCUUCAGGAUGCGAAAAACCAGGGGCAGCGUAGAUCAUCGUUAAUGAGUAGAGCAACACGAGAGAGGCGUCGCUCAUCUCCGGUCAAUGUYCGAUUUGCUGAUGAUAUUGUUCAAUAUAUUGGUCCUGCUGAGCGGGCCAGACGAAGUUCUUUGCCUGUUAUUCCAAAUGUCCUUAAAGUGUACUUAGAAAAUGGUCAAACUAGAUCUUUUCAUUACAAUCAAAAAACUACGAUUCAGGAAAUCUUUACUUCUCUUGGACAAAAGAUUGGUAUAAAGUCGAUGCAAUACUUUAGUCUCGUUCUGAGCGGGCCUCAGAAGAAUCAAAUGUCGUUGAUCCAGAACCACGAAAAAGUAGCUGACGUCUAUUUAAACAGAAAUUGUAGCCGAACGUCCUGGGUAUGCAAACUGCGUCUCUGCUUUUUGCCAAGAAAUCCAAUUGAUCUGUUUGACGAGGAUCCUAUUGUCUUUAACUAUCUUUAUGAUCAGAUAAGCAAAGACAUAGUGGAAGGACACUUUGGGAGUGACCUGAGAUAUGACUUAGCUAUCAAACUUGCUGCUUUACACAUGCAACAAAAAGCCACGCAAUCUAAGAACAAGAUGCCUGCAAAGCUUUCAGUYAAGAUAAUAGAGAAAGACUUUGACGGACUGGACCACUUCAUUCCAGAUGACAUUAUCCGUGGCGUGAAAAUGAAAGAUCUACGCAAGGUGAUAGACCAGCAAAUAAAGUUUAAUCARAGCUUAGCAACGGUUGGUCAACGAUAUUUGACAAGUGCUGAGUGUAAGAAACAAUAUUUGAAAGAAGCAAGAGAUUUGAUGUCUUAUGGUGGGAAGUACUUUAAAGUUGUACUUUAUUCGUAUGACCAGUUGACUACCAACGGAACAGCAAAGACCGACUCGAAGAAGCCAAGUCAGCAGGAAGCAACGUUACUUGUAAGCCCUCGAUAUGGUCUGAGUCAGAUGGUCAAAGGGGAGGUCAAUGUGUUAUGUCAAGUUGCUGAUUUAGAGCAAAUCACCGAGUUCGCGAUAGCUUACCAUACUGAAGGAAAACGACUUUUGACGAUAUCGAGCAAAGACAGUAAGGACACAGUUCUUGUCAUGAAACCGCUGGACAGUAUGGAUCUUGUGACUUUUAUCAUCGGUUAUCAAAAGUUGUGGAAGAAACCAACAGCAAAACUAAAAAUUAUUGGCGACACUGAGGAACCACUUGCUCCUCUUUCAGACGGCGACAUUCCUUCAUAUGCAUCAAUACAUCGUGUUAUACCAGAUAGCUGGUCCUAUCCAUCUUUUCUUCAAGUUCCUGGAAACAAUUCAAACCAUAACUUUUUCGUCGACUUGUCAAACAAUCCGUCUGCUGUCAAUGKAAAACCAAUUGAYGAAGUUGAAGAUAGCAACUCCCCAUUGAAACGAUCUUUGGGAGAUUUAACGUCUAAUGAAAGUAUUGGAAACGACAUCGUCCCUUCGGAUGUCCCCGAGAAAAGAGCCAAAAGCGAUGAUUCGAUAAGUGUAGGAAGUUUAAACACUGACGAGCAAUCAAGRGCGCUGUAUGCUAUAACAGAGGAGAACGACGAUUUAAUUACUCAACUUUCUUUUGCUAAAGAAAUGUGUCAGGACAACCAGACUCAAUCAAAGGCUCUUAAUCAAAAUAUUGAAUCUGAAAACAAGACAGAGUCAGAUUGUACCGUCGAAGGAAAUUAUAAAAUUGAAAGUGAACAUGAUGUCAUUGAGGUUGAUAAAAUGGCUACGACAGUUGAUCACAAUGAAGGGAAAGACCGAAACGGUCUUGAUGAUUCGAAURAGUUAAAAGAAAUUCAAGAUGCAAACGUGGGCAAAGCAAACGCGGGCAAAGCAAACGACGCGAAAACGUUGCUUAAAGCUGAUGACGAUGAUUUUGAACAAGCAAUCAAAGACGAUUUUCUUGAUAUAAAUGAUAUCGACAUUGAUGAUCGAGGUAGCGAUGGAACUAAUGAYGACAUUCAUUCAAGUCUUGCAGAUUUUAGUUUUGCUGGGGAAUUGUUUACACCUGACCUUAGAUCAUCUGCAGAAUCUCUGAAUAUUGAUGAUGAUAUAACUACUGAUGAUUUACAGCAAAUCAAUGUGGAUCAUCAUCGAGACCCAUCUCCAAGUAAAAAUGCUGAAGAUAUUCCUAUUUCUCCAGGAGGAACAGCAUUGAAUCCAGUUAUUUCUAGCAACAUACCUAUUGAACACAAGAAAUAUUUCUCUAAACGGAUCCACGUUGAUGAAUUAGACACUAAACUUCUCAAUGGUAAACAUGAUGAAAUGGAUGGAAAGAAACAAGAAACUAUUGUUUAUGAUAUUGAUUUGGAUGAUAAUGAUUACAAUGAAGAUGAGGAAACGGGAAUUAAGCUGCUUUCAUUUACUCGAUUUGAUGAUGGGGAAUGUAAGGAGACAACUUCAGAACAAGACAGUAAAGACUCUGAUAUAUCCUCUCUCACUUCACGUGAAUCGAAUAAUGUAGACGAAGAAGAUCCUUGUAGCAAUGAGCAGARUGAACCAUUGAAUCUAAAUACUAGAGUUGAGAUGAAUGAGUUUUCAAGUACAAAUGCAAGGAAAACGAUGGAAAACAUGAAAAAUCAAGAAAGUGAGAUCUCCAAUAUCAAGGGGUUGGAACAGAUUGACAGUGCAAUUUUACCUGACAAGAGCGAACACAUAGGUGAUAAUACAUCAAAUGUGACAUUAGAUCUUUUAGGUUCUGACAACAAAGUACUGUCGAGUAAUACUUUAAUUCUCGGAAGCGAACCGGGAGAAUCUGACGACAAACCUUUCGUCACCGCAGAAGGAYCAUCUUCACAAGAGAUAACAUUUGCCAGUGACCAAGAUCUUUUGUUGAUGGACUGGAUCAUUCCCCCUCCCCCAGGGUCGACGCGAGAACUCCAAGAAAGUGACAUCACAGUAGCAUCCCCACCCCCCGUAAGUCCUGAUCCUGUCUCGUCUCCUCCUGUCGAACUAGCAGGAUUUGACGAUCUUGAAAUAGAUGGUUUGGUUGUUCCUCCCCCACCACUCGGCCCUUCACUGGACGAACUUAUAAAGAUCGUGUCCCCUCCACCAGAUAAAGAAAAGAGCUUCAAUAAAAUAUGGGAUAGUCAAGUAGCUCAAUCAAAUGUUACUAAAGCAAUGGAUACGAACACCGAGGAAUUGAAGAGGCUUUCAUUGACCGAGGGCCAAGAAGCUGAUCUAACUUUUCCAGAACGACAUCAUCAGCGCAGCCAUUCAUCAGAAUCAUCAGGGCCACAGAAUCUUGAUUUCGACAGUGACUCCGCUUAUUAUUACAGUGAAAGUCUGGUAUCCUGUUAUAGUAUGAGCAAUGAUUCUCAAAGGACAUCGGAAGAUGAAUUAUUCGAAGAAGAAACAAACGUUUUGCCCGUAAAAGUGGACAAAGCUUUUAUGCAAACAGAUAUACUAGAUGUAAAGGAUCCAAGAUCUAGUAGURAUAUGGACGAACGGAUUAAAUAUAAAGGCAAUUUUUCAAACCAAUCAUUAAUAGAAGGGACUCCUAUCCAAAGACAUGGAUGCAAGCCAACGAAAGUGAUAUCACAAGAACACCAGUUACCAUCAUAUAAGAAUGAUAUCCUUCGCACUUCACAACAAGCCACACAUUUKWCUAACGGCCUUCCGUUYGACGAUUAUGAUUGUAUUGAUGAUGUGGUUGUUAACCCAAUGAAAAAAGGGAAACCCGAGAAAUCAGGUUCUGAGAGCUUAGUUCAUAAUGUAACUCAAAGUAGAAAAGAUGAUGCGGGACAAACAAAGGGUAUAAAUACUCAACUAUCAACCCCAGCGAAUCCAAAUUUCUCCAACCCCACUAUGGAAGUUAUUCUAGCAGAAGAGGAAUAUUCGGAUAAUGCCAGUGUUUUUUCAAGCAGUUUUCCUGAAUAUUUGCUGCAACAAUCAGAUACUGCUAAAAGUCCCUUAACAUCGAAUGUUGAAGAGGAUGGUAGAACUAGCGAUUUUAACAAUGACCUUCGAGUGACACCCUUGAAGAAGCCAUUACUAUGUAAUCUCACUGUUAAUGCUAUUUUGCAAGACGAAGGGCCUUCAGAUAACGAAAGCAUUGUGUCAACAGGUUUCCCAGGGUACCURCUGCAACAGUCGAACGUAAAAGCCUCRCGGAAGAAAGAAAGUACUUCUCGUAGUGAUUCUAGUAGUCUAGAGUUCGARUCAACAACCGAUGAAGAAAUUUCUGUUACCACAAAACCUACAGGGAAKAGAAACGAUAAUGAGAAUGUGGAUAAUGAUGACAUAGGUGAGGACGAGAGGARUGCGAGUUACAACACGUCUGMAAAGUUUCACAAAUCCAAACUAGAAACAAAAGAACUGACUGAAAGACUUAAGCUACGGAUACAAGGAUGCGUUGAGGAUUGUAAGCAGGCUGUAUUGAAAUCAUCGUACUCUCCUUACUCCAGCAACUCUAAAUGGAAAGAGACGGUSCAGGAYAAUGCGCGUUCAUUUGUUUCAGACAUCAGGCAGCUGAACCUGAAUGUUCAAGAAAUGAAUACAGUAGAUAUUCUACCAUCUGUGAAAUCCUCGCAGGAAACUCUUCAGAGCUUAAUAGGAUCCUUUAUAAUGGCUUCAUCAACAAACAGUCGAAUCUCUUUAUAUAAUAUAAGAAUACUMGCUGACAUUCUAAAUGACGUCAUUUGUAUGUAUGAUGACAUCAUAGACAGAACCGAGGARGCCGUUCGGUUAUUUCCAGAAAGGGAGAAGUGCAGAGAUGUUUCAGAGAAGACUUCUGCUAUGAAUACUCUCAUCGGAUCUUUAAGUCGGAAGUUCAAAAGAUUGUGAUUUUUAGUCGAUGCGCAAUCCAYAUUUUAUACCAAAGGACGAUCUAAAGGCAGAUUAUCAUAUAAAUAUCAGAAAAAUCAUUGCUAAUUUGUAUAGUUAAGUAAUCAUUGGUUCAACGUAUUUAAUUUCACAUAGAGAUAGAUUAUAUAUUUAAGGCAACUUUACGGCAUAUUUAAUUAUUUGAUUAGAUUUCACCCUUUUAAUCAAAGGAUGUAAGUAUUCAUAAAGAAUCGGUAUAAUUUAUAUUCAAUAUCUAGUUAUGUAUAUUAGAAAUGGAAUUUUUAAAGAAAAUGCACUUUAAUUUUAAAUACGAUGAGGAAUAGUGUAUUAGUUAAACUGAUCGUGUUUCUGAUUAUGAUUUUGAGCUAUUUAUAACUGACAAGGGUCCAAUUUUGAAUUAUGGGAUUGCCAAUAAGAAAUUAAAUUUUGUGGAUUGUUAUUGUUUUCCAUCUAUUAAUAACCUUACAGCGUAUCGGCACUAUCAACUCAAAUSAUCAGUAUUAAACAUACAUCAUCGCUUUAACUCCACUUUAAUGAUGUAGAUGGUUUCACGACCGCAGAAGCACACGACUGAUGUGCAAGAAACAUUUAUAUUCUUAAUAUGUUUCUCGGUACGUAUUGGAUUGGAAAUAGUAUUUCUAUGAAAGUUACUGUUUUAACUUUGUCCCCAAACAUUAUGUCAAGAAAACACUAAUAAAACAUCUMUUGAUUAAUCUUCAA